AUGUUGGGAAUUCUCUCCGUGAUCGCUUCGGCUCCACUGGUCGUUCUCGUCUGUGGAAAGGUUUAUUCUAUUCGGGAAAAUGCGUUUUCAGAAUCAUUUUCAGAAGAAAAACAGAGGCCAGAAGCUGGAACAGUCGGAAACGAGUGCGAAGAACGACGAGCCGACGGCGGAGAGUGUCUCCAAGACGUCCGGUUCUAAGACGAUCGGAGCUCUGGUUCCCACGGCAACUGUUCCUGCUCCUGCUAACGGACCGCCCAUGGCCGGUCUGAGCACUUUUUUUUAAAUGUAGCAACGAUAUCUCUCAUUUCAGCCACUCACGAUCCAAACUACCAAACACUCGCCGGCAUCAACAACCACGUGUUCGAUAAGAACGACGGCGGAGCAGGGCCGCGACCGCCGAACAAUGCGAAUCCGGGAAUGGUGGCCACGCAGGAUCCGAACUACCAGACCCUCGCGGGCCUCAACAACAAUGUGUUCGAGAAGAAGGAGCCGGAAACGAAGGCGGCCACUCACGAUCCGAACUAUCAGACACUCGCGGGCCUUAACAACAGCGUUUUCGACAAGAAGGACGGGGGGAAGAAGCCUGUGCAGCCGGCCGAUAAGAACCAGAAGGCGGCGACGAUGGACCCGAACUAUCAGACGUUGGCGGCCGUCGGAGCUGAUGUGUUUGGCGCGGACAAGAAGACGAAUUGA
Caenorhabditis sp. 36 PRJEB53466 is the source of this 693-nucleotide messenger RNA. The record is from the annotation of a GenBank genome assembly. NCBI's taxonomy places the organism in Eukaryota, Metazoa, Nematoda, Chromadorea, Rhabditida, Rhabditidae.